UAAAUAAUUAAUAUUGUAAUGUUAGAUUUAUGAGAAAUGCUUUUUUGUAUUUAUUUAUUUAAGUAUACUAACUAUGGUUCUAACCAUUUCAUUAGUGCACAUUUUCCAGCAACCAUUUCAAACAGUUAAAAAGCAUUAUAACCAAAUAAGAAAACAAGAUGAAGUUGUUAAAGUUUCAGAACUGAUUGAUGAACAUAUUGAUGAACAUGGAUUUGAAUAUACCAAACACAGACUAGUAUGCCAUAAUAUUAUUCCUCAAGUAUUACGUCGUGAUCAAACUUUACAUGUACCAGAAUUUGUAAUCGAGGAAGAAUGUUGGUAUGAUGAAAAAGGUCAAAAAUUUUGGGCUAGGACAAGAAAUUUGAGUUGGUCAGACAUUGCGACAUUGUCUAAUAUAAUAACAUUAUCAAUAACACCUAAUCCAACAUGGACCAAGUAUGAAAUAGAUGGUAUAACAGACUUUUUUGGUACACAACCUCAUGGAAUCGGUUAUGCAGUUGAGUAUUUUUUAAAAAAGUAUACAGAAAAAAAACUCAUGGAACAUAUAAAAAUAGUUGAACAAGAAUGCGAAAAACUUCAAAUGUAAAUUUUAUUUUUUAUAUUAUAAUAUAAUUAUGCACUAUAUUUUUACAUUA
Messenger RNA from Adelges cooleyi (spruce gall adelgid), 635 nucleotides. RefSeq names its product PRELI domain-containing protein 2-like. The transcript has 3 exons. Bases 74 to 586 code for a protein of 170 amino acids. The record is from RefSeq and is a predicted model, not a curated record. Lineage: Eukaryota; Metazoa; Arthropoda; Insecta; Hemiptera; Adelgidae.